This is a messenger RNA of Rotaria socialis, 633 nucleotides long. Lineage: Eukaryota; Metazoa; Rotifera; Eurotatoria; Philodinida; Philodinidae. The record is from the annotation of a GenBank genome assembly.
AUGGAUAAAGCCAAACCAUCUCAUGAAAAUCUCGCCGUUUCUCGAUAUACUGACUUGAUCGGAGAACCCAUUGCAUGUGUUCUCUCACCCAUUAAAGGCUAUGAAGUUGCACCACUCGUAUCACUCGAGCAAGCUGUAGCUCCUAUUACAAAUUUGUUCGAUUGCAUCGAAGAAAAUGUAUGGGUAGCAAAAGAGAAUUCUAAAACCCCGCCAGAUAAUCUUAGUCAUGAAGAAUCAGCCGCAAUUCAUUUGUACACGAUGCAGUUUGAUUCCGACCCAAGUUUCUAUGAACUUCUGAAUUCGAUACUUCGAGAUGAAUAUCGUGAUAAUCUCAAGCCAUGGUUUACCUACCUUAAAUUAUUUUUGACGGCUCUUCACAAACUGCCAUCUCAUCCGCAGACAGUUUGGCGUGGUGGGCUGUGCGCUCGUACACAACUAGUGUCGAAUCAAAAUGGAAAAUCAAUUGUUCCACAUUCGUAUUUCAGAGAUACAGAUAAAGAAUUUGUGCUGAUGCCUGGUUCAUAUUUCGAGGUGGUUGGUCAAUUGAAUCCAGCAGAUGGUCUAUAUAUUAUUCAAAUGAAAGAAUUAGAAUCACCAUUUCCAUGUGUUAAACCACCAUCCAAUGAGUAUUAA